UUUUUUACCUCAUGGAAAGUACUCUUCAGACCGUCAAACUUUGAGAAAAUGUUCAUUUCAACAGUUUGGAUGUAAUGCAUAACUUGAACCUAAAGUACAUUGACAAAACAGUAACUAUAGAUAAGGACAUCUGGUUUCUCAGUGAAGAGCUUGGAAUCUGCUAAAAAAGUCCCAAAGAAAGUGCUCUCCAGAGUCCAGGCACAAGCAGAUCUUCACCAGCUCACUGAAAGACACAUACAUUGGGCUGGGCAAGAAUGGAGACUUUGCAGGCUACUUUUUUUUUGUUUGUGUUUGUACCUUUGGUAAAUCCAGCACCACCUCUGCAGCAAGAAUCCCUCCAGUUUUAUGAGUAUGAUACAGAUGUUUCCAUGGGAAGCCUGACCCAACAAGAUUAUGAAAUGCAAUCCAAGGAUAUAAGAAAGGAUGGAACAAACAUUUCUCUUGACACUUCCCUAAUGCUGCAAAGCGAUGACAGCCAACUCGAUGUCCCACCAACAAAGGACACAAACCUGCCCACGUGUUUGCUGUGCGUGUGCCUGAGCGGCUCUGUGUACUGCGAGGAGAUCGACAUCGAGGCUGUGCCCCCCCUGCCCAAGGAAACCGCUUAUCUUUAUGCUCGCUUCAACAAGAUCAAAAGGAUUGCAGCCUCAGACUUUGCUGACAUUACUACCUUGAGAAGAAUUGAUUUUAGUGGAAAUAGGAUAGAAGAAAUAGAAGAUGGAGCCUUUUCAAAGCUUCUGCUUUUGGAAGAACUUUCUCUUGCUGAAAAUCGACUUGUAAAACUUCCUGUUCUACCUCCCAAACUAACAACAUUUAAUGCAAACCAAAACAGAAUCAAGAGCAGAGGAAUCAAAGCAAAUGCUUUCAAGAAGCUCACAAAUUUGGCCUACCUCUACUUAGGACACAACGCACUGGAAUCUGUUCCCCUGAACUUACCAGAGAGUCUGCGCAUUCUUCACCUUCAGUACAACAACAUCACCACCAUCACGGAUGACACAUUCUGCAAGUCCAACAACACGCGCUACAUCCGCACGCGGAUGGAUGAGAUAAGGAUGGAGGGCAACCCCAUCGUCCUGGCCAAGCAUGUCAAUGCCUUCUCCUGCCUGAGGAUGCUGCCCGUGGGAACGUACUACUAGCACCGCUCGUGUCACUCCACAUGCCAGACCCAGGCAUGGUAACAACGAUCACUUCUUCCUCUGUUUACAAGUUCAUAUCCUCUCCCUUGCUAAUGCUCUUUUCCCUGCAUACCCAGGACCUGCUGCUAUGUUGCACCAUUCUCCUCUGAAAUAACCAUUUCAAACCAGUCACUUUAGUAGUUAUGGUGUCCCUCACGCUUUCAGAAUCUUUUCUGUUAAUGAAAGCGUAAAUAUAUAUAUAUGCACACACAUCAUCUAAACUUUUAUCUCACCAUGUACCCUUUAGGUAAAAUCCCACAAAACUGCUUGUUUUCAUUCUUUACCAGCACUCAGAACAACCACCACAUUUUACUUUCAGAUAAAUGCAAGAUACUCUUUGAGCAAGUCAAAGAGGAAAAAUACUUCUGAAUUCCAAUCCCACUCUUUUAAUCUGGAGUGAUAUCUUUUCAGUUGACCUUCAAAGGUGUAUUGGAUGAAGAUGCAUAUGAGAGAAAGUUAUGCUUAGAAACAGAACUUCUCAAAGCUUAAAUUCAUUAAAGUUUCUUUUAAAAUUUGAUUUGUGGUAAAUGAGAACAACUCCCAUUUAGGUUUAGUAAACCAAGCAACUGGAAGUUUGCAAAGAUGUUUUAGAUUUCCUCCUACUAUUUUGUUUUGAAAAGAACAUGUGUUUUAUUUUUCCACAAUGUAUUUUUAAGUGAAAUAUGUAUGUUUUGCUGAGCUGUUCUCACAAGAGCUGUUUUUGCAACACCAACUUCCUAUUUUAAAGCAACAGUCUAUGCACAGCGUAAUAGACUCAAAUAUAUUAGUUAUUGACUAAUGAUGUAGACCAAGCCUUGGUUCCACAGCUUCUCCUGACAGGAAAUGUGACAAUAUGGUUAAGAGCAAAGCUGAAUUCAUAUGUUUACCUGUAAAUAAGUAUGAUUUCAUCUAGAUGUCAGAAAAGAAAGAGAACUACCCUUCUACAACAAUAGUUCUGAUCAUUAGGGAAAAUCAACACAGACAUUGGAAUUAAAAAGAAAAGUUGAUUCCAUCAUUAAUCUGAAAUGAGAGGUAACUUCGUACAUUUCACUCAACUACUUGAACAUAUGCAGCAUAUUAAAAACAAGUUGACAUGUGCAGGCCUUGACACUCAGUUCAUCUAAAACUGGCCAUCAUUGAUAAAGGGCACAAUGUUUUUAAUUCCACAGCUGUACAUUCCUGACAUCCAGCUUCUCUCCUCCAAUACCUACCACAGAUGUAAAGCAAACAGACAAAUGAAUGCCAAAGGUGUGCUAGUUACUAUUAUCACAUCAACUUUGUACUAAUUUUGAAGCUAGUAUAGAUUCCUAAUUUGUAGAAAUAGUUAAGCAUCAAAUGCAUGAUGAUGUGUCACUACAUCUAGAAUACUGAUUUUAUAAGAUAUUUUGUAUUAGUUUUAUUUAUCUUAUUUAGCUAAGGCUUGAUUUGUUAGUGCUUGUGCUUUGGGGAAUUGAUGUCCACUUUUUUCUGAACACAUAGUUUUGCCCUGAACCCAUUACCCAAGAAAAACAACAAUCUCCAGUAUUUUCUACUUUAAGUUGUUUAGCGUAACAAGAAGGAAAUUCCAUUGUCUUAAUUGAGAACAAAACCAAGUCCUGCAGCAAUACUUGGUUUUCAUUUUUCCACAUAAAUCAUAAACCUUUGAUGUUCCCAGGUUUUUAGCUAAACGUAAAAAACAACUUCAAAGCAUGUAAAAAUAUAUUCCUACGUCAAGCCAAAUUUCUAUCUGGAAAGAAUUAAACCCAUCAAUUCUCUCACGUCUCUUGUGAUAAAUGCCUAAGAUGGAAAAAACACAGUUAUAAGUAUGAUAAUGUUACAUAAGCAGCAGUCUCUGAUCUUAUUCUCAUCACAAAUCAUUGCUACUAAAACUCUAUCCAGUAUUAAUAUGAUCAGUAAAUAUUACCAAAAAUGUGUAUACACAAAUAAAUGCAUAUUAUUCUAAUAUACAGACAUGUAAACAAUCUAAGACCUACCCACUGCCACACAAUUAAUUUUGCAUUAAAAUGUUGUAUAUAUUUUUGAAACCUACUAAUUAUCAUCAGUAAUGCUAAUUAAUGCUCUUAACACUUUGUGCGAACCAAAGUAGACUAGUGGUACUUUCUGAAUGCCUCAUGCAGGCUCCAAGUUCUCUGAUGUGUUUUACUUCACUUUCCCUAUUCACAGCAAGUUAAUCACAAACAUGAAGUGAGAAAAGCUUCAGUAGGGAGGAUUUCCACCUCCUAUUUGUGUGACCAGUACUAAUAUCAAGCUGAAUGUAAACUGUUCUGUUUUUUCCUAUCACUCAUUUCUGUUCUGUAUUUCCAAUAAAACUUGAAUUUUUGUCCUUGUUUAUCA
Molecule: messenger RNA, 3488 nt
Organism: Pseudopodoces humilis (Tibetan ground-tit)
Lineage: Eukaryota; Metazoa; Chordata; Aves; Passeriformes; Paridae
Gene: OGN
Product: osteoglycin
Biological process (GO): articular cartilage development; bone development
Cellular component (GO): extracellular matrix
Molecular function (GO): protein binding
Source: RefSeq, a predicted model, not a curated record